Messenger RNA from Orbilia oligospora ATCC 24927, 561 nucleotides. RefSeq lists its product as uncharacterized. The record is from RefSeq and is a predicted model, not a curated record. The transcript is spliced from 3 exons. NCBI's taxonomy places the organism in Eukaryota, Fungi, Ascomycota, Orbiliomycetes, Orbiliales, Orbiliaceae. The coding region runs from base 1 to 561 and encodes 186 amino acids.
AUGUUCCGUCCCGCGUCUCGCCGUUUAGUCACCGUCGCCUCCCGAAGCGGGCUGGCGGCCCGAGGCGUCAACAGAAUCGUCGCUCGACGAGGUUAUUCCGAUGCCCACCACGCCUACGAGAAGACCAGUGAUACCCCUUGGCUUCUCGCCGCUGUCGGCUUCACUGUCCCUGCUUCCUACUGGCUCAUCAAGGCCGCGCCUGCUCCUCAUAAGGGUGGACACGAUGACCACCACGACUCUCACGCUGCUCCAAAGGAGGCCAAGGUCGAGUCUCACACACCACCACCGCCACCUAAGGAGGAGGAGAAACCAGCCGCCAAGCCAGUCGAACCUGAAGUGAAAGAAGAAAAGAAGGAGGAGAAGAAGGAAGAAGAGAAGAAAGAAGAGAAGAAGGAGGACAAGAAGGAGGACAAGAAGGAAGCAAAGGAGGAAAAGAAGGAGGAGAAGACAGAAGAGAAGAAGGAAGAGAAGACAGAGGAACCAAAGGAAGAGAAGAAGAAGGAAGAACCAAAGGCCGAAGAGAAGAAGUCCGAGAAAUCCGACGACGAGAAGUCCUCGUAG